Amoebophrya sp. A120 is the source of this 179-nucleotide messenger RNA. The record is from the annotation of a GenBank genome assembly. Lineage: Eukaryota; Dinophyceae; Syndiniales; Amoebophryaceae.
CCUCCAUCGCUUCGGCGGCUGGAGUGACGUCGGGUUCGACAUGUUUGGCAACGCGCACCAAUUGUUGAAUCAAAAAGUGUCCCCCUUUGCCAUCGACCUGGAUUCGUCCUUCAACGGUCCAUCCCAGGGCUACGGGGGUAAGCACAGCAAUUCUCCUCCCUACCACCUCCGCAACCGGC